UGAAAACACAACUUUUACUGCAUCAAAAGCCCAGCUGUGCAGUAAUAUCCGUAACGAGUCUGAACGUGAAACGAAGUGGGGGCCUGAGGCUGGUUUUAACACGGAGUGAUGAGUCCUCGCAGGCAGCUGGGAGGAGCUCGGUAUCGUCACGCAGGUUUGGGUGACGCUGCUGUUGGGGAGCUGUCCCGGCAAGCGUGGUGCUGAAACCGCAGCGCCAGCCAGCCUGCAGAGCAGAGCCACCGAGAGAGACUCCGGGCAACAGCGGCAGUCCUGGGAGGCAAAACCUGACUUAUCUGCGCUAGGAAAGCUGAGCCUGCAGCUCCGUGCUUGGAUUAUAAUCCGUUUCUCUUCUAAACGCUGCUGGAGGCGAGCACGACUACUAGGGGAGACGAGGAUGGGUGAGGAUUGAGUCGAGUUGUGCUGGAAGUGCAGCCAGCCUCACGGGAUGAAGAUGUGAAGUAGCCCGCACGCAAAUAUGCUGAAGCUACGCGUAUGUUUUACUACGAGCGUGUGAGAAAGGAUGCAGCGAGCAGAAAUCAAUAGAGCAGAAGUGCUGGAAAGUAGGUGAGGACGUUGUUCACUUCGCAUUGACUGGACUGGAGCCGGCUGCUUUUCAACCUGGAGACUCCUUAGGCUAUACAACAUGCUCAUGUUGCAGAAAACAAAACAGUGUGACAUUUUAUGUGGCAUGGUUUUCGUUUUUCUUAGGUUAGCAUCAUAACUAUGUUACCAUUCGUGGGACCGGUGCCUGGAAAUCUGGAUUACUCAUUGAUUAAUAGCAUUGAUUUCUCUUCUGACUGAAUCCCAUGGCUUCUGACACCUGCUUACAUUCGUGCAAUCCAUAUCUACUGGAAAUUAAUGUUGGACAAAGUCUGUGGGUCUGAGGGACAAUGAAACUUGAAGCCAAGUUAAAAUAAACAUUCACACAGAAGUGAAGGACAUCAAUGACCAGCACGUUUGUAGCUAUUUAAAGGAAUACUGGGAAAUAUACAUAUCCUUUUCUACCUUCUUCACAGAGAGUUUCUCUAAGAACUGAUAGUCACCAGCACCACUGGCCAUCGUUUUUUUUACUCAAGAGGUGGAUGCUGAGUGGCCCCGGCAUGCUGAAGGGCCGCUGCUGUGUUCUUUUCAGUGACCUGAAGGUGCUGCUGCUCAGGCCACAGGCCUCUCAGGUCCCGCAGGCUCAACAAGCUCCACAGGCUCCACAGUCGCCUCCUGUGCUCAGCCCCAUGAGUGGACCACCGGCCACACGCUGUGAAAGCGAAGGCAACCCCUGCUCGUGUGCAGCCAACAACAACAACACCAGCUUUCGGCUCCAGCACUGGAGCAUCCCCUCCACAGAGGGUGCAGUGGGGCCGGACGCACAAAGGGCCACAGCGGCCGAAGAGUUCUCCAAAGACAAACGAGACGAGCGCUUCUCCUUCAUCAGUUAUGCUGAGGGCACACCGGUGUGCAGGAUAUGCUUCCAGGGGCCAGAGCAGGGAGAGCUGCUUAGUCCAUGUCGCUGCAGCGGCUCGGUGCGCAGUACCCACCAGCCUUGUCUCAUUAAGUGGAUCAGUGAGAGAGGCUCCUGGACGUGCGAGCUCUGCUACUAUAAGUACCAGGUCAUCGCCAUCAGCACCAAGAACCCCCUGCAGUGGCAGGCCAUCUCCUUAACAGUAAUAGAGAAGGUCCAGAUUGCAGCAGCCAUCUUGGGCUCACUCUUCCUUAUAGCCAGCAUUUCCUGGCUGGUGUGGUCUUCUUUCAGCCCCUCGGCCAAGUGGCAGCGGCAGGACCUGCUCUUCCAGAUCUGCUACGGCAUGUAUGGCUUCAUGGACGUGGUCUGCAUCGCUCUGAUUGUCCAUGAGGGCCCUUCCGUGUUCCGCAUAUUCCAUCGCUGGCAGGCGGUGAAUCAGAAGUGGAAAGUGCUGAACUAUGAUAAGAAGAGGGACAGUGAGGAGUUGAAGGCCAGCGAAAGUGAGUGGACACUCUCUCUGCUGCAGCAGCAGGAGCAGGCCGGAGCCGCCAUAUCACCCUCCACCUCUUCUCUAAUGGCUGCUGCAGCCAUGGCAUCCCCUGAAACACCGAACGCCAUGGCAUUACACACCGACUCUACACAUAACCAUGACAAUGGGUCAGCUAUGACUGACCAUCACUGUCCUUACAACUUCCUCCAUCUCCUGAGCCACCUUCGGCCCCUCGAGCUGCGCAGCCAGCCCAGCAAUACCAGCAACAGCAGCCACCAGCCCAGAGAACUGGUCAUGAGAGUAACCACUGUGUGAACAAAAUGGGACCAUAGGCCUUAUCAUUGCACACUCUGACAGCCAAAAAAAGCACAAAUAGGUGAUUGUUUUCUUCAUAAAAACAGGAGCUCUUGUCAAAAAUGGAAAAAGCACAAUGCUGUUCCUGUGAAAAGUGCUUAUUGUGUUGGGUUGAAAUGGGCCUCCUCAGGGCUUUGGAUGCUGUGUCCUUUCUGACAGAAGAGUAGAACAUGAAUUGGUAUAGUAGAGGGGAUUACAUAAUGGGAUACCUUUGUUGUGGUACUGGAGAUUGAAAAAAAAUAAUUUCUUACAUACAGUACGGCACACAAGUCAGAGACCACCCUUUAUUCACUGAUUUUCCAGUCAAAACCGCCAUUAAGUACAAGUUAUUAAUAGGGAAUAUUUCUUAGGAGAUUAAAUAUUAAAGCUUUGAUCUUUGAGAGAGAGGAAAAAAUCAAGCUCCACUCUUGAUUCAGAUCUGAAAAAAAAUCCACAGGUGUUUCUGUCCAUCUGUCCACUGUGAGAUAAUAAUUCAAUACUAUAGGUCUGAAAGGACAUGCAGCUGUCAAGAAGCCCCUACUGACAAUGGAUUGGCCACCCCAGAGUCCAGACCUCAAUAUCUUUGAAUGUGUUUGGGAUUCCUUGGUUGGUGAGAAGCAGAAAAUGCAAAGAGUGAUGCAAAUGGUUGUUGAGAUUUCUGUGCAAUCUGCAAUUCUAACUGGAUUAAUAUAUAAUAAUAAAAAUAAUACAUGAUUUCUGCUUUUUUCUAAUGCUGAAAAGCUUGCAUUAAUUGCCAAUUUGACUGGAAAUUUAAAUAAUAAAGCAAGGUCUCAGACUUUUCACAGUACCUUUCUGACACAGCUGUGUCUCUUAAUCAGUCUGUCACACAUUUACUUUCAUGUUUAACUUACGUUAAACACAUGUUAAAUAAGUGUGAGCUCUCCAGGGAAAACAGCAUAGAAAGCAGUCCACUUGCUGAAGGUAAACAGCAGGCGGUCACCUCUGUCUCAUUCACAAAGCACAACCUGGCCAGCAUCUCCUGAAACGCUGAGAGAGCAGAUCUGCAUUAUCAUGUCUCUUCUAUGGACAUUAUGUAUUCUACAGUUCUACAGCAUAACUGCUUUCAGUCGGUUCAAAUGGUUCUCAUAAGCCUUUUCGCAAAGGGCAAGAUGAAGAUUUCUGACUCAAUGAUGAGAACUCUAUCUUACGCUUGUGGAGUGUUAAAGAAGAAAAAAAACAUUGCUGUCUCAGUCAUAUGGGUUUCCAUUAAGUGCUUAUGUCUGAUGUUCCCAAUUUUCCACCUUUAAUGAUGGUGUUUUUUGAGAUUAUUUUUGUGUUGUUGCCAUUUCACAUCUAACUGAAAAGGAAAUAAACUUCCAGUAAGCCAUUGUGAACAUGAGCAUGAAUUUUUGAAAUGGAUUUCCAUAUAAAAUGGUAAACACAAACAUAGAGGGUGUUUUGUAAGGAUUUGUAGGCACAGUCACUCCAGGCCUGCCUCCGUUUGGCUGUGUUGGAUGUGGAUGAGCAGGCGGCGCUUUUAAAAGGCCAGAAUCUGCCGAGUUUCGAACUGUCUGUCUUUGACCGCUGAAUAAUUCAAUCCAUGGAGAGCUGAUAUCAAUGGGCAAGAGGUACAAUAACAGCCUUCUUGGAAGAGGGGGGUUGUUGAGAGUUCACUAUGAAUUCAUUUGCCCCACUUCUCUUCACACUUUUCUUGAAGUCAGCGCCUUCUUGCUGCAGUGCUUUUGGAAAUGACUUGAAGUAGGAGGAGCGGAGCCUGUUUGAGAAGAGUUUAAAAGUUGAAUAUCUUUUUUUUAUUUUUAAAGGAAGAGAUAUCAAACAUAUACCAGGCGCACGCUUUGCAGUUGAGCCUUACACUUUUUUUUUAGUGUAUCAAACAUGAGAAUUGUGAAAAAAACACUGCCUUGAUCUCAGUGAUUGAACAGAGAAGCAUGGAAAAAGAAAAACCAGAGGAAAAAAUACCACAUAGCAUUCAUUUGAACAAUUGUGGUAAUCCUGAUGUACUUGUCAAAGUAAUGCACAAAUAAUGCAGUACAUUUUGACGUUUAAGGUUCCAUAUUAAAGCACUGAGGUUUACAAA
Messenger RNA from Pygocentrus nattereri (red-bellied piranha), 4338 nucleotides. RefSeq names its product membrane associated ring-CH-type finger 4 (gene marchf4b). The transcript has 4 exons. Gene Ontology annotation, biological process: protein ubiquitination. Gene Ontology annotation, molecular function: zinc ion binding; ubiquitin-protein transferase activity. The coding region runs from base 1083 to 2261 and encodes 392 amino acids. Lineage: Eukaryota; Metazoa; Chordata; Actinopteri; Characiformes; Serrasalmidae. The record is from RefSeq and is a predicted model, not a curated record.